CUGUGACAUGUCUGCAUUUAUUGAAAUAAAAUGGCACGGAAAGAGAUUUCCUAUCGAAUUUAAUAGUAUAGAUGACUUAAAGCGGACGACAGUAAAGGAACUGAAGACAUACUGUUCUCAAAUGACAGGCAUUGAACCUGACCGAAUCAAGUUGCUUGUAUUUGGAGCUGUUAUGAAUAAUGAUGAUAUGCCUCUAAGCAUAUAUGGCGUUCGUUCUAGGUGUUCUAUCACAUUAAAAACAAGUCAGCACAAUACACAUGAAAACAAGGAUAGCAAAGAGGCAACUACAGACAAGCAACAUCAAGUGCAUAAAUCAAAUCGGUCGAGCGAAGAAGAUCAUGCUAUUGAAAGAUUAGAAAAUAUAAAAACCAAGAUAAACAGCGAUAUUGCGCCAAAGGUUCAACAGUACGAAAAGGAUAUAAAGGAGUUUAUGCUGAAUGAUAGCAAGACGGAGAAAGAUAAAAAGAAACAAGUCUAUAUGGGAGCUUAUCUUGGAGAACAAUUAAUGCAUAUUUUGUUUGAUCUUGAUGGGGUCACUUGCAAACAAGAUUUUUUGGAUGCACGCCAAAUAAGAAAAGAGACGGUAAAGGCAGCACAGAUGCUAUUAGACAGAGUAGAUGAAAUCAAGUCUGUAGUAAGAAGUGUUCCUGUAGUAGAUCAUCCCAUUUCUUCAUAAAAUAAAGACAUAACCUCUUAAUCUGCAUUAAGCUAAACCGAAAGUGUCUAAAAUGAAUUAAAAAGUAGAUAAGAGCGAGUCCCAACAGCAACAGCAACAACAGCA
Rhizopus microsporus ATCC 52813 is the source of this 781-nucleotide messenger RNA. RefSeq lists its product as uncharacterized. Gene Ontology annotation, molecular function: protein-folding chaperone binding; adenyl-nucleotide exchange factor activity. The record is from RefSeq and is a predicted model, not a curated record. The transcript is spliced from 3 exons. Gene Ontology annotation, cellular component: cytosol; membrane; cytoplasm. The coding region runs from base 8 to 676 and encodes 222 amino acids. Lineage: Eukaryota; Fungi; Mucoromycota; Mucoromycetes; Mucorales; Rhizopodaceae. Gene Ontology annotation, biological process: protein stabilization.